Hippocampus zosterae (dwarf seahorse) is the source of this 1405-nucleotide messenger RNA. RefSeq names its product solute carrier family 30 member 2 (gene slc30a2). The transcript has 8 exons. The record is from RefSeq and is a predicted model, not a curated record. Gene Ontology annotation, cellular component: plasma membrane. NCBI's taxonomy places the organism in Eukaryota, Metazoa, Chordata, Actinopteri, Syngnathiformes, Syngnathidae. Gene Ontology annotation, biological process: zinc ion transmembrane transport; response to zinc ion. Gene Ontology annotation, molecular function: zinc ion transmembrane transporter activity. The coding region runs from base 194 to 1405 and encodes 403 amino acids.
CUCCAACCAAAACUCAGCAAUGAAGCUUUUCCCCCAGCACGCCUCCAUCACCUCGAGGACUUGCCCCUGCCUGCGCCGCCACUGAUUACGUCGUUGAGCGCUGUCGAACCCGACCAAGUGAAACCAACCGGACCCGGCAGCACUCGCAGACCAGCUCCCCUUUCGACAGAACCUCCUCCUCCUCCGCAGCCCCAUGGAUGUAAAGGCGUCAAGUUCAGAGAAGUCUCAGCUGAUCCACGACAAGAACCGCAAGACCUACUGCGACCGCGUGCACAGUUCUUUCUCAGGAUCAAGCGAGCGCAUUCCCGACUUCCCGUUCAAGAAUGGCGGCGUGGCGGGCAGCGUGGACCUCAACCGGCCGGCCAGCGCUCACUGCCAUCACCGUGCGGCGCCGGCAACGAGCAGCGAGGACUCCGGCGGCAAAGACACCGUACUGGCUAAGAAGAAACUCUACGUCGCGUCUGCAGUAUGCCUGGUCUUCAUGAUUGGUGAAAUCGUUGGAGGUUACCUGGCCCACAGUUUGGCCAUCAUGACUGACGCGGCCCACCUCCUGACCGACUUGGGCAGCAUGCUGGUGAGCAUCUUCUCCCUUUGGAUCUCCUCCAGACCCCCCACCAAGAACAUGACCUUUGGAUGGUACCGCUCAGAGAUACUCGGUGCCUUUUUCUCCGUCACGUCCAUCUGGAUGGUGACGGGCGUCCUGGUCUACUUGGCCAUAGAGAGGAUCGUACGCAACGACUACGAGAUCGAGGGACACGUGAUGCUGCUCACGUCCGCCUUUGCGGUCGUUGUCAACAUCCUCAUGGCGUACAUCCUGCACCACUCCACCACCUUCCACGCCCACGGCCGUGGCUACCAGCACAUUGAGGACGAUGCCCAAAGCCCCCCGGCCCCACACGGCCACGCCCUGGGAGGCUCCCACGGCAGCACCAGCAUACGAGCGGCAUUCAUCCAUGUCGUCGGGGACCUGCUGCAAAGCAUUGGCGUCCUGGUGGCCGCCAUUGUUAUCUACUUCCGGCCCGAGUACAAAGUAGCCGAUCCCAUCUGCACUUUCCUGUUCUCCAUCUUUGUCCUGUGCACUACCGUCACCAUCCUCAAAGACGUCUUCAGGAUACUCAUGGAAGGUUCUCCCAAAGGGAUAGAGUUCAAGUCGGUGAAGGAGGUUCUGCUGUCGGUGAAGGCGGUCCACUCGGCUCACUCGCUGCACCUCUGGGCGCUCACGCUGGGACACACGAUGGCCUCCGUACACCUGGCUGUUGACGAGGCCGCAGACACACAGUUGGUCCUUCAGGAGGCCACGGAGCUUCUCCACACCAAGUUUGGCUUCCACAGCGUCACCAUCCAGGUGGAACGUUACCACAGCGACAUGCAAACCUGCAAACACUGCCAGGACCCCUGGGACUGA